Molecule: messenger RNA, 249 nt
Organism: Plasmodium gallinaceum
Lineage: Eukaryota; Apicomplexa; Aconoidasida; Haemosporida; Plasmodiidae
Product: mitochondrial inner membrane TIM10 associated protein, putative
Exons: 3
Coding region: 1-249 (82 amino acids)
Source: RefSeq, a predicted model, not a curated record
AUGGAUAAUCCUCGUAGUAUGGAAGACGCUCAAAACGCUUUAGGAAUGAUGAUAUAUCAGAUAUUAAAUAAUCAAGUAAGAAAAACCUGUUUUGAAAAGUGUUUUGGUCAGAAAUUUUCUGAACAGAUGGGGAAGAAUGAACAAAUUUGCCUGGCUAAAUGCAUGGACAGAAUGUAUGAAGCACAUACUAUUGUAACUAAAGCGUCUACAGAAAUUGCACAGAAUUUAAAUAUUGAUACAAAUUUUUAA